GACAUCUGUAUGACAAGGCGUCGGAAAUCAUCUUCUGAAAUGCUUUUUGCAAGCACCCAAGAGACUGUUAGCAUAAUUUCAGCCGAACACUGCUUAUACAGUGCUUCCAAACUGCAUCAAGAAAAUGACUGCCUGUAAGGUUGCUGAAAGUCGAAGGUACAAAUAGUCUACCAUGUCCUCCGAUCCCACCCAACCUCUGGAGUCGCCAAAAUCUCCUGGUAUCCCUUCAUACCCAUUCAACAGAGAAGGGAGUCGACUUUGGGAAAGAAAUCAUCACUUUCUAGGGGAUCUACCCAGUCCCCUUCCAACUAAGAGAACCAGAACCUACUCUGCCACUGCACGUGCCUUGGCAGGACCUGUGUAUAAAGGAGUGUGCAAACAGUUUUCUCGCUCCCAAGGACAUGGGUUCAUUACUCCAGAGAGUGGAACAGAAGACUUAUUUGUGCAUAUUUCUGACAUUGAAGGGGAAUAUGUGCCAGUAGAAGGUGAUGAAGUUUCGUUUAAGAUGUGUCCAAUUCCACCCAAGAACCAGAAAUUCCAAGCUGUGGAAGUUGUCCUUACCCACCUGUGUCCUCACACAAAACACGAGACCUGGUCAGGACAGAUCAUUAGUUCUUAAAUCGCAUCAGUAACUUUUCUUUCAUAGUGGGGACCAAAAGAGACCUAAAACUGCCAUUUUGACAUUGUGUCUUCAACUACCACCGUGAAACCAGAUCUUCUGGAUAGUUUGAGCCGGUUUCAUACUGAAGUCUUUCUCAAUGUGUAAUGGGAUUCCCACCCCAUGAGUAAAGAUGAAACCUAGGGACUGGUUCAAUCUGUCCCAAAGAUCUGAAGCUGCUUGCUAGCUAAGCUACCAUAUUUGGCACCAAUAUUACACAACUGGAUUUCAACCAGCUCUAUAUUUGGAAGACCAGGUUUUACGAUCUACUAAAGGAAUAAUGCUUUUUAUCUCAUCACAUGGAAUGCUCCAGUUGCUCUUAACAAUUCUUGUUGUAUUGCUUACGUGUGGGAUGGUUUUGUGUUUGUAUCAUUUGUUAGUACUGAAAAAAGAGAAAAUGUAGUGUUACUCCAAGCCACAGUGGCCUUUCUUCCUGUAUGGGUCCUCCAUUUUAUUUAACCUCUAAUCAAGAAUCUGCAAGGUUUCAAUCUAUGAAGUGGCUUCUCAUAAUGCGUUACCAUUCUGUUUGUAUUUUCCACUUUUUUUUUUUUCUUUUUUUUUUGCAUCUUUGU
Molecule: messenger RNA, 1230 nt
Organism: Pelobates fuscus (common spadefoot toad)
Lineage: Eukaryota; Metazoa; Chordata; Amphibia; Anura; Pelobatidae
Gene: CSDC2
Product: cold shock domain containing C2
Exons: 4
Coding region: 173-619 (148 amino acids)
Biological process (GO): regulation of mRNA stability
Cellular component (GO): cytoplasm
Molecular function (GO): mRNA 3'-UTR binding
Source: RefSeq, a predicted model, not a curated record